GGUGUAAAGAAAACGCCUCAGAAGAAGAAGAAGCCACGAUGGCGGAGAACAAGAUGGGACCAAACAUCCAGGCUGGAGCUGGAUUUCUCGCCAAACGGGUCCAGAAGUCUUUAAAUCGAGCUCAAGAGAUGGUCCUUCAGAAGCUGGGGAAAACUAUGGAGACCAAGGAUGAACAGUUUGAGCAAUGUUCCCAGAACCUCAACAAACAACAGUCUGAUGGAAACAAGUUAACCAAAGAUGUGAAAGCCUACUUCGCAUCAGUGAAAGCAAUGCAUGAGGCAUCCAAAAGAUUGUCCCAGACUUUGAAAGAGAUCUAUGAGCCAGACUGGAAUGGAGCAGAAGACCUGUCUGUCAUUAGAGAAAGUGAAGACUUGCUGUGGAAUGACUAUGAAGAGAAACUGAUGGAUCAGAUUGUCCGCACCAUGGACAACUAUUCAAGCCAGUUCCCUGAAGUCAAGGAACGAGUUGCCAAACGCGGCCGUAAACUAGUGGACUAUGAUUCGGCACGCCACCACUUGGAGGCGCUACAGAGUGCCAAGAAAAAGGAUGAUGGCAAGAUGGUCAAGGCGGAGGAAGAGUUCAACAAAGCCCAGAAUGUCUUUGAAGAAAUAAACAAGGAGCUGAGAGAGGAGCUGCCUGUUCUCUAUCAGAGUCGAAUAGGUUGCUAUGUGACCGUGUUCCAAAACAUAUCAAACUUGAGGGACGUCUUCUAUAAGGAAAUGAGCGUGCUGAAUCAUGAGCUGUACAAUGUGAUGACGAAACUGGACACUCAACACUCAGGAAAAGCGUUCAUCAUCAAGGGGCUUAAUAGCACCAAAUCAAAGAAGAGGACAUCCCUGAUCAUCUCCAGCCCUAUUCCCUGCAACACAGCCUUCCCAACUGACCACGUCUCCAUCCAUUCCCUCCCCCAGAAUGGGAAGGAUGUUGAGUCCGCCACUGCUAGCUCAUGCCCCCAAAGCACCUCUGAGGAAUCCGGUCAGCUAGAGGAGGACACUGGCAGUGGCACUGUUGCCUCCUCCAAAGAUGUCACGGCAUCAGACUCAGAUGAUAUCAGCUCCAAUGACGCCGACACACCCAAUCGUCAGUCAGUGUGUGACAGUGAGAGUAGCGACAGGAGUGCAAGGAGCGAAAGCCAGGAGGAGAUGAAGGCAGAGGUGGAGGUGGAGUUGGAUCUCGGCACGAGUCAGUUGGAUGACUUGGGGCCCAGAGACCUGAAGCCACAGGCCUCCACUGAGGAGGUGUCUGGUCCUUCAGAUUCUGUAGGUGGAGAUUUCUCACAGAGCACUGAACAGGAGAACAUAACUGAUCCACCGUUGCAGGAGGUCAAGAUUAAAGCCCCGCCAGUUCCUGCACCACGGCUCUCCUUCCACUCCUCAGACGAACACUCCCUCCCCAGUGUGGAUGAAAGCCAGGUGGAAGAGAGCAGAGAUGCAACAUCUCAGGACCAGGAGAGCAACGACUCAGGAACUGACUCUGAUUCCCAGAAUCCACCUGGCUUUCUUUACAAGGGGGUGGCGAUAGAGAGCCAUACAACAACGGAAGAGGGCAUGCUGCAGUUUGAACAGGGAGACGUUAUCCUGUUGCUUGCUGACACUCAGAAGGAAGACGGAAUGGUGAAGGGGAUCAGAGAGGAGAGCUGGAAACAGCACGGGGACCUAGAAACUCACUCUGGGACCUUCAUGAAGAAUCUCAUCCAGCCGUCCCAGGCAGAAUGAUGUAAUAAACUCUGUCAUACAUUUCUUUCCCCACCAAGCUGCUGGUGACACACACACACACACACACACACACACACGCACACACGCACACACGCACACAUGCACAGAUGGAGUGAAUUCGUGUGUUGUGGGUGUAGAGGCUAUACAAAUGGAGGAGCAGAAGUCCCACGUGAUUAAUCCCAUGCUGUGAUGUCGCAACUCGUUGGACCAUGCUGAUAUUUUUCAGUGUGAGAAGAGGUCUGGAUUGUUAAAUGUUCAGCUUUGUGUUUGAUUUAGUUUUUUUUUGUUGUUUUGUAUUUUUAAAUGUUCCUGUUAAACAAUGUGAAACAAAAGUAGAUUUUUAUACUAACGUAUGAAUAUGAAUAAUAAAGUUGUAACUACUCCAAAUGCAUGUCUGACAUGCGUUCUCUAA
Lampris incognitus (smalleye Pacific opah) is the source of this 2127-nucleotide messenger RNA. It is a transcript of the gene bin2b, whose product is annotated as bridging integrator 2b. The transcript is spliced from 12 exons. Bases 39 to 1715 code for a protein of 558 amino acids. Gene Ontology annotation, biological process: plasma membrane tubulation; podosome assembly; phagocytosis, engulfment. The record is from RefSeq and is a predicted model, not a curated record. Gene Ontology annotation, cellular component: plasma membrane; phagocytic cup; podosome. NCBI's taxonomy places the organism in Eukaryota, Metazoa, Chordata, Actinopteri, Lampriformes, Lampridae. Gene Ontology annotation, molecular function: phospholipid binding; protein binding.